GUUGGGGUUGGACCGUGUCCUCACAUGGGCGAGAGGAUUAGAUGAGGAAGGGUGUUCUAUCCCGCAGCUGUGUGGUCUGAGCGGCAGGAAAGCACGGAGCACGCAGAGAGAAUUCCCCAUCUGUCCUGUCUCCCGUCCGUCCAUCCGCACGCAGACGCACCGCUGCACGGAGCGCAGACGUGACUGUGGAGAGCUACGCCGGCCUGAGAACAGCAGAGUGGACCCUCUCUCUGUCUCUCUCUCUCUCUCUCUCUCUCUCUCUCACUCCCCCUCUCUCUCUCUCUCUCUCUCUCUCUCUCUCUCUCUCUCUCUCUCUUUGCUCUAAGCAUGAAGUUUGCAUGUCUGCUCAUGCUGCUGGUCUCUUGUGCCGUCUCGUCCCAUGGUCUGCGAGGGCGUGUGCAACGCGACCGCCGCAACAUUCGUCCCAACAUCAUUCUCAUCAUGACUGACGACCAAGACGUGGAGUUGGGCUCCCUGCAGGUCAUGAACAAAACCCGCCGGAUCAUGGAGGGGGGGGGCACCUCCUUCACUAACGCCUUCGUCACCACGCCCAUGUGCUGCCCGUCGCGCUCGUCCAUGCUGACGGGGAAGUACGUGCACAACCACAACACCUACACCAACAACGAGAACUGCUCCUCUCUCUCCUGGCAGGUCCAGCACGAGCCGCGAUCCUUCGCCGUGUAUCUCAACAACACGGGAUACAGGACAGCAUUCUUCGGGAAGUACCUCAAUGAAUACAAUGGCAGCUACAUACCCCCUGGCUGGCGGGAGUGGGUGGGGCUCAUCAAAAAUUCCCGUUUCUAUAAUUACACGGUGUGUCGGAAUGGUUACAAGGAAAAGCACGGAGCAGACUAUGCCAAGGAUUACUUCACAGACCUGAUCACCAACGACAGCAUCAGCUUCUUCCACACGUCGAAGCGGCUGUACCCCCACCGGCCUGUGCUUAUGGUGAUUAGUCACUCAGCACCUCACGGACCUGAAGACUCGGCCCCACAGUAUUCCCAUUUCUUCCCGAAUGCCUCCCAGCACAUCACACCUAGCUACAACUACGCCCCCAACAUGGACAAACACUGGAUCCUGCAGUACACUGGACCCAUGAAGCCUGUACACAUGGAGUUCACCAACGUCCUGCACAGGAAGAGACUCCAGACACUGAUGUCCGUGGAUGACUCUGUGGAGAAGAUAUACAACACACUGGUGAAUACAGGCGAGUUGGACAACACCUACAUCAUCUACACAGCUGACCACGGUUAUCACAUCGGCCAGUUUGGUCUGGUCAAAGGGAAGUCCAUGCCAUAUGACUUCGACAUUCGGGUGCCUUUCUUUGUCAGGGGACCCAACGUGGAGCCCGGAGCCAGGAACAGCCAUCUUGUUCUGAACGUUGAUCUGGCACCUACCAUCCUGGACAUUGCUGGCCUGGACAGUCCAGCCGAUAUGGACGGCAAGUCCAUACUGAAGCUCCUGGAGCAGGAGAAGACUGGCAAUAGAUUCAAACCAAACCGGAAGCCAAAGGUCUGGAGGGACACGUUCCUGGUGGAGAGAGGCAAAAUCCUGCGUAAGAAAGAAGAGUCAGUAGGGGGUGCUGUGGGCCUGGCGCAUGCAAACAGCCUGCCCAAAUACAAGAAGGUGAAAGAGAUGUGUGAGCAGACAGAGUUUCAGACAGCCUGCGAACAGCCUGGACAGAAAUGGCAGUGUGUGGUGGACGUGAUGGGGAAGUUGCGUCUGCAGAAGUGCAAGGUCUCUCUGAAGCGCGUACGGAGCCUGCGUUCUCGCAGCUACGAUGGGCGGUACCGAUGCCGCUGCGCAGACCGCCCCUUCCACACACCAAAGACGGAACGCCGGGACCGUGGACACCUCCACCCACAGAGCACUGGGACACGCUUCCGGCCACGGUUCGUGCACACGCGUCCUGUGCGCUCUCUCUCAGUGGAGUUCGAGGGUGAGAUCUACACCGUGGACCUGCACGAGGACGGCAAGACGGUGAUGGAGCCGCGGCCAAUCAGAAAACGGCACUACGAGGCUACUGAGGACUUCACUCUGGGAUCAGACGACGCCUCUGAGGAGAUGUGGGCUGAUGACUCUAAUGCCGUGGGCUACCCCAACUCUCUCAGAGUCACACACAAGUGCUCUAUCCUGCUGAAUGACACUGUGCACUGUGAGAGGGAGAUCUACCAGUCUUCCAAAGCUUGGAAAGACCACAAGAGUUUUGUGGACCAAGAGAUCGAGCUGCUCCAGGACAAGAUGAAGAAGUUACGUGAGGUCAGAGGUCACUUAAAAAGCAGAAAGCCAGAAGACUGCGACUGUGGCAAAAAGAGAGCCCCCAUGCAGGAGGCGGACAGCAAGGCUCAGCUCUACAGCGAGGUCCGCCGAAGAAAGAAAGGGAGGAAGGAGAGGAAGAGACAGAAGAAGGGAGACAACUGCAGUCUGCCUGGACUCACGUGCUUCACACACAAUAAUGACCACUGGCAGACUGCCCCCUUCUGGAACUUGGGAGGGUUCUGUGCCUGCACCAGCUCCAAUAACAACACAUACUGGUGUCUGAGGACCAUUAACGACACCCACAACACACUCUUCUGUGAGUUUGCCACCGGCUUUCUGGAGUACUUCGAUCUGAACAGUGACCCUUACCAGUUGACCAAUGCUGUUUACACGGUGGAGAGAGGGGUCCUGAACCAGCUUCACCUACAGCUGAUGGAGCUGAGGAGGUGUCAGGGUCAUAAGCAGUGCAACCCCAGACCCAAAGGCCCCGACACAGAGAGCGGCCUGUCUGGGACGGACGGAGGGGUUAAGCCAGACAGCUUCUUGGAGGACGUGGACUGGCAGGGACUGGCGCAGCUGUAUAGUGUGAAUGAGAGUGUGUUUGAGCCCAGGCAGGACUAUGGUCCCAGCCUGGACAACUGGACCAACUUUGGGAAGGACGUAGAUCGUGUGUUUGCACUUCUGAGCAGUUUAAAGAAACUGAACCAAACCAGUGAGCUGUACUCGGGAGCAGAGCUGGGCUCCGGGGCAGAUCUGGGCUCUGGGGCCAAGGGCCAGGAGGAGGAGAGUGGAUCAUGGGAAUCGUGGCCCCCUGUGUUCACCCCAGGCCCUCCAAGCCUGACCACCACCCCUAGGGGCUUUCUCAGGUCUGACAACGAUCUCCCAGAGGGCCUCCCCACUGAGCCGACCCCUGACCGGAGUCUUUCUCGGGGACACACACACGUUCAGUUCCUGGAGGCCAAGCUAGUCGCUGAUGAGAUGGCCUUCAGUGGCAACGGCCUCACUGAGCUGGAGAGCCACCACGAUCUCCUGCUGUGGGGUUCCAACAGCUUGCAGGGUGAGCUGGAUCUCAGCCAGGCUGUGGAGCACCAGGUCAAGGACAAAGAGGACAUGUUUCAGGCCCAGGGCUUCCUGCCCUUCGUCCCCCAGGCGGCCCAGGCCCCCGCACAGGCUAGGGAGGACAGUCACGUGCCCAGAGACCCUCAGGACACACAGGUAGCAGAGGGAGGUGGCCUGUCUCCUGUACGCUCCAGCACAGCCCUCUGAUGAAGGCCGAGGGACUCCAAACCGCAGAUCUGGGACUGCCUCUCUAUUAGAUCGCUACUAGAAAUCGUAGUGUUAUCAUUUUAUUUUUUUACAGGUGCUUCUGUUGAUUAGAAAUCAGUGUUAAGUUUUUUGCAAGAUUUAUAUAUAUAGAAAGAGAGCUUGAGAGGGUUAAUGCAUCUUAACUGCUGGGUUUAUGUUUUAAAAUGUUUUACAUUUCGUGAGAAGAAUGCAGACAAAUUGUUUUAAUGUAUUUUUUAAAGAAAAAAUAAUUAUAUUGAUAGAAUCAUUGCACUGGCUCAUGAGUCACUUCAGUACAAGUGUCCCAAUAGUGAAGGGAACUUUGACAAAGUUUCCACCCAUGAUGCAGACUGGAUGUCUGAGCCACACACUGGUAAUGCUGACCUUUAGCCUCUGGGGUACAAAGUACCAGAAAGAUAUGAAUUACUGCUCCUGAGUGAGGUACUCGUACAGUACUGAUAUGAAAUACUGCUCCUGAGAGAGGUACUGAAACAGUACUGAUGUUCACACUUUACCCUUCUUCAUUCUGUUUAAUGAAUCGUGUUUAUAGAGUCAUGUGUUAGUGUCUGACUAAAGGGGAUCUGUCUGGUUCUUUGUUGCACAGAACAGAUGUUCAUGUCAUGUUCUUGGUUGAUUAGUUAUGGAUCACACUGCGGAGAGCAUCAGUCACACACCUUAACAGUUUGUUUGGCUCAGCAGGUUGGUGUCAAUAGUUAUGGUUCAUUUGACUGGUUACAGGAGUUAUGUACACCCACGCCUGGGAACGUUUGUUUACAAAGACAGACAGAGUCCCUCUGUCCCCUUGGACCAUUAGGUUUCAGUGUGCCAGCAUGUUGUACUGAUGUGUAAUGGAGCCUUGAGUGCUGGCAGUGCUCCAGUGCCGCAACAAGGUGGCAUUUUUCAUUCUGGACAGUCGUUGUCUCUGAGAAUUGUUCUUAUUAUUUUGAAACGCACCCACGCUGAGGUGAAGGCUCUUCAGCCCAGACGGGAACAGUGCUGUGGGGUAUUUAUCCAUCAAAGGGGUUGAAAUAAUUCUGGCUUCUGGAAAGCCAAGAAGCUGUUAUGAAAUAAACAUUUCUGAAAUAAACAUUGUCAAACUUU
Electrophorus electricus (electric eel) is the source of this 4644-nucleotide messenger RNA. It is a transcript of the gene sulf1, whose product is annotated as sulfatase 1. The record is from RefSeq and is a predicted model, not a curated record. Gene Ontology annotation, biological process: heparan sulfate proteoglycan metabolic process; glomerular basement membrane development; positive regulation of vascular endothelial growth factor production. Gene Ontology annotation, molecular function: N-acetylglucosamine-6-sulfatase activity; glycosaminoglycan binding. Lineage: Eukaryota; Metazoa; Chordata; Actinopteri; Gymnotiformes; Gymnotidae. Gene Ontology annotation, cellular component: cell surface; plasma membrane; endoplasmic reticulum.